AUGAAAAUUAUUCAAAAUAUGGAGGAAAGAAAUGAAGCAAGUUUAGACAAAAAUAAAUCAUGCCCAUUAACUUCACAAAAUUCAGAAUUUUUUUUAAUAAAAGAAAAUGAAAUAAAUGAACGAAAUAUGAUGCCAAAUAUACCUAAUGCUCCAAUAGAGACUGAAAAAAAUGAUAAUAUACAAUUAAAUAAAAAAAGAGAGAUUUCAUCUAUUCCCAAAAAUAAUAACGAAUAUUGGUUAUACCCAUCUCCUCAACAAUUUUAUAAUUCAUUAAUUAGAAAAAAUAAAGACAUUGAUAAAGUUGAUGUUGAUUCUGUUGUAAAUAUACAUAAUGAUGUAAAUGAGGAGUCAUGGAAAAGCAUAUUAAAAUAUGAACAUAUGCAUAAAAAAAAAUGUGAAAAAGUAACUUUACAACGGUUUUGUGGAAAAUUUGAUGAUUUAUCUAUUAAGGCAAAAUUUAGGAGCGUUUUUUCCAGAUUAGGAAAGCCAUUUGAUAGACAUGAUUGGUAUAUAGACAGAUGUGGACAGGAAGUAAAAUACAUUUUGGAUUAUUAUAAUGAUGAAUCAAUAAAUGACGAUAAAAAUAUAUAUAUCGAUGUAAGACCGGCUAUGAGAAAUUUGUCAACAAUUUGGGACCGAAUUCGAUAUCCUUUUUACGAGCUUUAUUUUAAGCACAUAAAAAAAGACGAACUCUUUAAAUAA
This is a messenger RNA of Plasmodium yoelii, 702 nucleotides long. RefSeq names its product cytochrome c heme lyase, putative. Gene Ontology annotation, cellular component: mitochondrion. Gene Ontology annotation, molecular function: holocytochrome-c synthase activity. NCBI's taxonomy places the organism in Eukaryota, Apicomplexa, Aconoidasida, Haemosporida, Plasmodiidae. The transcript is spliced from 5 exons. The record is from RefSeq and is a predicted model, not a curated record. The coding region runs from base 1 to 702 and encodes 233 amino acids.